Messenger RNA from Triticum turgidum subsp. durum (durum wheat), 669 nucleotides. NCBI's taxonomy places the organism in Eukaryota, Viridiplantae, Streptophyta, Magnoliopsida, Poales, Poaceae. The record is from the annotation of a GenBank genome assembly.
AUGGCCGAGAAGGGAGUGAAGGUGUUCGGCAUGUGGGUGAGCCCGAUGGCCAUCCGGGUGGAGUGGGCGCUCUGGCUCAAGGGCGUCGGGUACGAGUAUGUCGACGAGGACCUCGCCAACAAGAGCGACGCGCUGCUCCGCCACAACCCGGUGACCAAGAAGGUGCCGGUGCUGGUCCACGACGGCAAGCCGAUCGCCGAGUCCACCAUCAUCGUCGAGUACAUCGACGAGGCGUGGAAGGACGGAUACCCCAUCAUGCCGGCCGACCCCUACGAGCGCGCUCAGGCGAGGUUCUGGGCCAGCUUCGCCGACGACAAGUGCAACGCCGCCAUCUACCUAGUCUUCACGGAGACCGGCGAGGCGCAGCGCGAGGUGGUGCGCGAGGCCCAGCAGUGCCUGAAGACGCUGGAGAAGGCCCUGGAGGGGAAGAAGUUCUUCGGGGGUGACACUGUCGGCUACCUCGACGUCGUGGUUGGGUGGUACACGUAUUGGCUGCCGAUCAUCCAGGAGGUCUCCGGCACCAGCGUCGUCACCCACGAGGAGCUGCCUCUGAUGAAGGCCUGGUUCGACCGGUUCCUGGCCGUCGACGUGGUGAAGGAGACCCUGCCCCCGAGGGACAAGCUCCUGGCGCUCAACAAGGCUCGCCAUGAGCAGCUCCUCUCGACGUAG